AAUUGGUGUAGCUGCCAAUUACUAUUCGCCAAGAAGUGAUUCGGAAAAGUCAACUAGUGCACAGCCUUGCAAACCAGUCUUUAGCAUCCUAGUACAUUGGUUUGUUCACCGCAAAUGGCUUCCAUUUUGCGCCGUUCGAGCCUUCUGCUGGCCGAUAUUGCGAGCAAAUCUUCCCCUAAGGUCCUUGCCAGUGGAUGCCAGAAGCGCCACUUGAACGUCCAGGAACAUGUGUCCUACAGUUUUCUGAAUGAAGCGGGCAUCCCAACGCCGAAGUUCGGUGUGGCAACAUCCGGAGGGGAAGCCGAAAAGAUUGCGUCGGACCUGAAAACAAAGAACCUUGUCCUGAAGGCCCAAGUGCUUGCCGGCGGACGCGGUAAAGGAAGCUUCAAGAAUGGUUUGAAAGGCGGUGUACGAGUGGUGUUCUCACCGCAGGAGGCUAAAGACAUCUCUAGCAAAAUGAUAAACCAACUGCUUGUGACGAAGCAAACCGGCGCUGCCGGGCGCAUCUGCAACUCGGUGAUGGUGGCGGAGCGUAAGUUUCCGCGUCGCGAGUUCUACUUUGCCGUAAUGAUGGAGCGUGCGUUCAAUGGACCAGUGCUUAUUGCGUCCUCGCAGGGUGGCGUUAACAUUGAGGAAGUGGCUGCCGAGAACCCGGAUGCAAUCGUUUACGAACCAAUCGACAUUAACAAGGGCUUGCAGAAGGAGCAAGCUGUGCGGAUCGCCAAGAAAGUUGGCCUCGAGGAUAAGCUAGAGGAGACGGCUAAAAUGCUGCUUAAUAUGUACGAUCUGUUCGUGAAGAAAGACGCACUACUGAUUGAGAUAAACCCAUACGCUGAAGAUGCCGCGGAAACAUAUUUUGCACUCGACGCAAAAAUGCGCUUCGACGAUAAUGCCGAGUUUCGCCAGAAGGAGUUAUUCGCCAAACGCGAUCUGUCGCAGGAGGACAAGAAAGAGGUGGAAGCUUCCAAGUUCGAUCUGAACUACAUCGCGCUGGACGGAUCGAUUGGGUGCCUUGUGAACGGUGCCGGACUGGCGAUGGCGACGAUGGACAUUAUCAAGCUUCACGGGGGCGACCCGGCCAACUUCCUCGAUGUCGGUGGAGGCGCGAGCGUGAAGGCGGUGAAAGAAGCGUUCAAGAUUAUCACUUCCGACCCGAAGGUGCUUGCGAUUCUGGUGAACAUUUUCGGCGGCAUCAUGCGUUGCGACGUUAUCGCGGAGGGUAUUAUUCAGGCAACGAAGGAGUUGAACAUCAAAAUGCCGAUCAUUGUGCGGCUGCAGGGCACGAACGUCAACGAGGCUAAGGAACUGAUCAAGAAGUCGAAGCUUCGCAUUCUCCCGAAGGAUGACCUGGACGAGGCGGCCAUGCUGUCGGUACAUCUGGCCCAGAUUGUGCAUCUGGCACGUGAGGCCCACCUGGAUGUUAGUUUCGAGCUCCCGGAUACCUACGUCGUCUAAACGUGACUGGAGCGACUAAACGGACGAGGGAGACAGGAAACAUCCUCCGUAUGAAUGCGCAUGGUGCAGGCACUCAGAAUCAAUGGGGUUGCCAACUCUCGCUGUUUGUAUUUAUUAUGUGAACCAACUUAGCGUGAAACUGUAGUGUGUAAUCGCGCGUCAGCACCUACAUCUAAUGAAGUGCACCCUUACCAAGCAAAAACGAAAUUGCUAAUUGCCGUUGUCAUCAAUAACAUUAAAAAAAGUGCAACAAACACUGCAUCAAUUUA
This is a messenger RNA of Anopheles cruzii, 1724 nucleotides long. RefSeq names its product succinate--CoA ligase [ADP-forming] subunit beta, mitochondrial (gene ScsbetaA). Bases 115 to 1455 code for a protein of 446 amino acids. Lineage: Eukaryota; Metazoa; Arthropoda; Insecta; Diptera; Culicidae. The transcript is spliced from 7 exons. Gene Ontology annotation, cellular component: succinate-CoA ligase complex; mitochondrion. Gene Ontology annotation, biological process: tricarboxylic acid cycle; succinyl-CoA metabolic process. The record is from RefSeq and is a predicted model, not a curated record. Gene Ontology annotation, molecular function: metal ion binding; succinate-CoA ligase (ADP-forming) activity; ATP binding.